Messenger RNA from Colossoma macropomum (tambaqui), 1308 nucleotides. RefSeq names its product GTPase IMAP family member 7-like. The transcript is spliced from 3 exons. Gene Ontology annotation, molecular function: GTP binding. The record is from RefSeq and is a predicted model, not a curated record. Lineage: Eukaryota; Metazoa; Chordata; Actinopteri; Characiformes; Serrasalmidae. Bases 1 to 1308 code for a protein of 435 amino acids.
AUGACCAAAAAGACACAGCCUAAAGAUAAAGACUCACAACUGGAGAAUCAGAUCAAACUGCUGAGAGAGAAAGAGACUCUACUGGAGAUCACAGUGAAAGAGGGGGAAAGCAGUAAAAAGCAGCUGGAGACUCUGAGAAAGGAACUGCAGGACAAGAGCAGCAAACUACAGGAGAUGAUGAUCCUACUGGAACAACAGAAAACUGAACUGCUGAGUAGAGAAUCCUCUAGUUCAGCCCCUCAAGAGUCAGUUCCUGUAGCAGAGCUCAGGCUGGUGCUGCUGGGGAGGACUGGAUGUGGGAAGAGAGCAGCAGGAAACACCAUCCUGGGCAGAGAGGAGAGGAGCCAGGCUGGAGCGUCUACAGUGAGGCAGCAGAGUGAGAGCAGACAGGGGGAGGUGGCUGGGAGGCAGGUGACUGUGGUGGACACUCCUGACUUGUUCUGUCCUGGACUCUCUCUGGAGGAGCUGAGACAGGACGUGGGACUCUGUGUCCGUCUGUCUGCCCCAGGACCCCACGCCUUCCUCCUAGUCAUACCAGUGAAGCAGUCUACAGGAGAGGAGAGAGGCAUGCUGGAGAAAAUGGAGGAGAUCUUUGGAGAGAGAUGUUGGAGGAACACCAUGAUCCUUUUGACUAUUACUGAUGAAGUCCAAGAGAAGAACAUUCAAGAGUUUAUCCAGUCAGGAACCCAGGAGGUCCAGAGACUUGUAGAGAAAUGUGGGAACAGGUUUCACUAUCUCAGCAUUAAGGAGAGUGGAGAUGGUUCUCAAACCUCAGAGCUGCUGGAGAAGAUAGAGAAGAUGGUGGAAGGAAACAGAGAGAAAUUCUACAGCAGUGAGAUCUACCUGGAGACACAAUCUCAGAUCAGAGAGAUAGAGAAAAGAAUUCGAAUAACUAAACUAGAGAGAGAGUUAAAAGAGGAAAGAGAUGAGAAGAAAAAGACAGAGCUGAAGAGGGAGCUAGAAAGAGAGAUUCAGCGGAGGAAGGAGGUUCAGCUUGAGCUAGAAAGACUGAAAGAAGAGUCUGUAAAGGAGAGGAGAGAGAUGGAGGAGAGACACAGACAGGAGAUGAAGGAAGUCAAGGAGACAUAUGAAGAAGCCAGUAUGGAGGUAAAUAGAAUUCUCAAAAAGAUCGUUCUGCCUGAACUACAGAGAAACAUUUUAGCAUCAAAAUCAAAUACGAAGGAUGAGUUCAGCAGAAAGAUGGAGGAGAAGGACAGAAAGUUGAAGGAGAAGGACAGAAAAUUGGAAACUCUAGCACAAACAGUGAAAGAAUUUAGUAGACAUUUUCUGGAGCAGGUCUACAGCUAA